Messenger RNA from Cladophialophora bantiana CBS 173.52, 966 nucleotides. RefSeq lists its product as uncharacterized. Gene Ontology annotation, biological process: L-methylmalonyl-CoA metabolic process. Gene Ontology annotation, cellular component: mitochondrion. Gene Ontology annotation, molecular function: methylmalonyl-CoA epimerase activity. The coding region runs from base 1 to 966 and encodes 321 amino acids. The transcript has 3 exons. Lineage: Eukaryota; Fungi; Ascomycota; Eurotiomycetes; Chaetothyriales; Herpotrichiellaceae. The record is from RefSeq and is a predicted model, not a curated record.
AUGCCCAUCCCUGUGGGCGACCCCCGCAUGAGGCUCCUCAAAACCGCCUUUGUCAUCUACUAUCACGCUGACCUUGCCAAAGCGCGGCAGUUCCUAUUGGAUUUUGGGCUGUCAAUAGUCGAGGAGUCCCACGGCAAAAUCUUUUUUGCGGGUUAUGGUUCCGAACCAUAUGUCUAUAUUGCAAGGCAAGCAAAAAGUGACAGCGAGUUCGGAGGCGCCGCAUAUGAAGUGGAGAGUCAUGAAGAGCUCGAACGGGCAACCAAAAUUGCCAAUGCGACUCCAAUCUUCGAAGUGGACGGUCCUGGGGGUGGUGAAGCGGUCACUCUGACAGAUCCUGUUGGUCACAAGGUGCACCUUGUCUACGGUCAAACACCGAAGCAGCCAGACAAUCCAAAUCUUGAAAAACUCACACUGAAUUAUGAAGACGAGAAACCGAGAAAAGGCCGAUUUCAGCGGUUUACGCAUGGCCCAGCACCAGUACAUCGCUGGGGUCACUACGGUGUGACCUAUCCGGAGGGCAAGUUCCAGGAAAUGUAUGACUGGUAUACCAGUACUUUGGCAUUGGCGCCAUCAGACGUUGUAGAGCGGGACGGCAAGCCCAUCACCGCCUUCUUCCAUAUCGACAGAGGUCUAGAGUUUACGGACCACCACGCCUUUUUCUUCAAAAGAACCAAACCAGGCCAAAAGCCAAGCGUUGCUCAUGCGGCUUUUGAAGUCCACGAUUUUGAUAUCCAACAGUUAGGUCAUCAACAUCUGACUGCGAAAGGAUAUCGUCCGUGCUGGGGAGUGGGAAGGCACGUUUUGGGUAGUCAAGUUUUCGACUACUGGUUCGACACAAGUCAAUUCGUGAUGGAGCAUUACGCUGAUGGUGAUCUGGUCAACUCCGAGACCGAGGUCGCUCACGUUCCAGCAGGACCUGAGGCACUUUAUGUCUGGGGGCCUCCAAUUCCAGAAACAUUUUCGUAG